Messenger RNA from Saxophila tyrrhenica, 2322 nucleotides. RefSeq lists its product as uncharacterized. The record is from RefSeq and is a predicted model, not a curated record. The coding region runs from base 1 to 2322 and encodes 773 amino acids. The transcript is spliced from 2 exons. NCBI's taxonomy places the organism in Eukaryota, Fungi, Ascomycota, Dothideomycetes, Mycosphaerellales, Extremaceae.
AUGCAUGCGCCCACCGCCGCCUCCCACGAAAGUCGUGAUAGUUCGACCUCGCGAAGAUCAUCGCCAUCACCACCACCAUCGCCGCCACCGGAGAGACCAUUCGCGGGGUUGACGCCGACCAACACGUUCGCAAGUCAAAGAAAUGAUUCGAUCGUGGCGGAGAACAAUGCCUUGGCUGAAGAGUUGGCGUUGCAGUUGAGUUUUGUUGAGGAGAUGGCGGAUGCUUCGAGGUCGAGCGACGAGAUUCUGGAUCAUGUCGAAGUUCCUGGCGCAGAGAGUGAGCACGAGGAUGAAAGCCAAACAAGCGAACACAUGUACAGCGACCUCGCUCCCGAGAUGACCCAGUCCGAGCCUGAUAUGGAUCGCACUGCAGGUGCCGGCCGCAUCUUCGCCCGCCCAGUUCCAGAUCGUCCACCCAGAUCGACGUCAAUGCCCUCGCGGCCGCUGAGAAGCGCUCUGGUAGUGUUGCCGCCUCCGACAGAAGCAAUGAGUGCCAACGGUAGCAGCAAGAAGAAAACACACUUCGAUGAUGGGGGAACUACAACAGACUCUGCGCCUCCCCAUCACUCGUUGCUUCGGUCAGGUCUCACACGAGAUCUCGUAGACCAAGCUCGUUCUGGAAGCCAGAGCGCUGACUCCCGGGACCUCAUUCCCACUAGCGCCUUUGGUCCUGCAGAGCUCGCCGCUGCCCUUGGAGUUUUCGAAGAGGCGGCCGAGGAGCUUUGGGAAGUCGCCGAGGAGCACGCAGAAGCUCAUGGCCAGCUCAGUGACGUCGCAAGAGACCUUGCUGGCUUCGUUCUCGAGCGGCGGUCCGGAUCUCAUGGCAGUGUCCGCACAAUUUCCGAUCUAGACGAAGACGUGGAGGCUUUCCUGCCGAGACGUGGCAGUGCGGCAGAUCUUGAUGUCGAUGAGAGCUGCAUGGACGACAGCAGUAAGUCGAUCAGCAUGUGCGAUACGGAGGAGCAGGAUGAAGAGAACGAUGCCGAAGAGGCGCAGCCGCUGGCACGACCUAAGCCAGAGGUCGUCUUCAUGACAUCGGAAGGCAACAUCAGAAAGCUGGACCUUGACACCAUACCCGAGGAGAGGAACAGCAGUACUGAGACCGUUUGGGCACCGAGCAGCCGCAUGUCCCGCCGGGGUCUUCGACGCCACAACUCAGAGCCAGAAGGAAGUGCUGGACCAGACGCAGCGCUGAAUCUCAUCCCGCGCCGGGCGUCCAUGAGCGACGCUGGCAAGAUUCCUGCACGAUUGAGGAUGCUGCAGGUUCCUGGCAAGACUACUCCAGCCGCAUGUGCGGUAACAGCUUGCAGCGUCAAGGCUUCGGAGCCAGUAAGCAUGGUGGCUACUCUUGAGCACCACGAGACUGGACCGUCACGCUCGACAAGGACCGCGCAAACGGAAGACCCUGCGACACCAUCUCCCGGUGGUAUGAAGACUCUGCCUUAUCGGCCUCUCAACCCUGGUCUGUCGACGCCUGAAGAUGACAACAGCUUCCCCGGCCCGCCGAGUCCGAUGCAGAAGGUCAAGACCAAGCUGGCUGUGUGGUCGUGGGCGAGGGAGCAGGGGCUAGACGCGGAAGACGGGCAACCAAAGUGGAUGGAGCUGCUGGAUCCUCAUGAAGAGGCGAUUUAUCACGCUUCUACCGACCACAGCCCACACGCUGAUGAACGACCGCUCACGCCGCCAAACUCGCAUCGGACCAGUGUUGCGUUUCUGUCACCAAACAAUGCGGGAACGCCGAAGCACUCGACGUCUCCUAGCCCCGCCAACCACUCCAAGAACGCCUCAGAAAUUAUCGAAGAAGACGACGAGGAGCCACCGCUUGAGCUGAAAUCAAAGUCGACCAACUCCCGCCCUUGCUCCAUCGAACAAGCCCCUACACACGACUACCUCACCAUCCCCGUCUCCCGAUCCCAAAGCGCGCCAACCUCACCCAGCGAACCACCUGGCGCAGCCCUUCCACGACAAUUAUCCAAUCUAGCAGCAGAGGAGACACACUUCACCACCCACCGCAACUCCGUCGACCUGCUGCAAUACCGCAAACAGCACGAAGCAAAAGUCAACCACAACCUCAUGAACGCCCGCGAUAGCAUGAUCCUCACCAAAUCGAAGUUUGAGGAGAGCUACCCAAGGGCUCUCUUGGAUGUGCGACCGGCGUGGAGUCGGGAGCUCUCGUCGAUUACUGAUGCUUCGCCGCCUGAUGCUAGGAGGGCGGCGGGCGUGAGGGCGAUGGCGAGAUCUGUUUUGGGUGCGGGACAGAUGCAGCAGCAGCGGAGUCGGAGGGCGGGGUUUGAGGUUGAUGAGGCGGAGCAUGUGAAGUAG